AGCUUUUUCUUCCCACCUCAGUUCAGCCUCUAACGCUUUGGGGAGACGAGCUGAGGACCGAGAGCCAAGACCAGAUCCCCAGCUACAGGUUAUUGAGAAAGAAAAGUUCAGAGCCUGAGGUCUGUGAGCGGAUCUAUAAUCCAGUGACGGGACCCUGCAGAAGAUCAGUGAUUUCAACCCCCCUCACCGCCGUCAAUCAACUCUACUCUUGCCCAGGAUUACUUUUAUUUAAACAAAAAAGAAAGGAUAUUUCAUUUGCCUGCAACUUUUUUUUCCCUUCAACUCCCUUCUCCCCAACCGGGGACCUCCUGUGGAUUUAUGGUCUGGUUGAAGAGUUAACUGGUGGGAUAACACAAGAACUGAAGGAAAAGGAAUCUCUCUUGAAUCUCGACUGGAGGAAUGUUGGUGCUGACCCUGUGGCUAAUAUCACUGCCCGCCCUAGUGCCAGGUUUGAGUUGCUUCAUCCAGUCAGAAUACUGCGCUAAUGGCGGAAGAUGUAGCCGGAAUCCUAAUGGUACUGAGGUUUGUCUGUGCAGUCCAGGGUAUCUCGGGGAACGCUGUCAGUUUCACAAUCCCUGCCGCAGUUCACCCUGCAAGAACGAGGGGACCUGCAAUCCCAUUAUUCAUGGCCAGACCAUUGACUACAGCUGCACGUGCAGGCUGGGCUUCACGGACCGCCUCUGCCUCACGCCCAUCGACAAUGCCUGCCUUAGCAGCCCCUGCCGCAAUGGGGGGAGCUGCCAGCUGACAAACAGCCUGCGGGAGUACAAGUGCCGGUGUCCACCAGGUUGGGCAGGUAAGCAGUGCCAACAGGCUGACCCAUGUGCCUCCAACCCCUGCGCCAACGGAGGGCAGUGUGUGGCAUUUGAAGGCCAUUAUAUCUGCAGAUGUACGUCAGGAUUCCACGGCCCCAUCUGCAAGCAGGAUGUCAACGAAUGUGGAAUCAGCCCUUCGCCUUGCCGGAACGGUGGCACCUGUCUCAAUGAGAUUGGCUCGUACCAGUGCACCUGCCCUCCUGAGUACACAGGUCGCCGCUGCGAGAAUCUCUACGUGCCCUGCUCCCCCUCGCCCUGCCAGAACGGAGGGACCUGCCGUCCACUUGGUGAUGCCCUCUAUGACUGCACCUGCCUUCCAGGUUUCUCCGGGCAGCACUGCGAAGUGAAUGUGGACGAUUGCCCCGAGCACCAGUGCGACAACGGAGGGCUGUGUGUAGAUGGGGUGAAUACCUACAACUGCCAGUGCCCCCCGGAGUGGACAGGCCAGUUCUGUACUGAGGAUGUGGAUGAGUGUCAGCUUCAGCCCAACGCCUGCCAGAACGGAGGCACCUGCCACAACAGCAAUGGAGGCUACAACUGUGUUUGUGUCAACGGCUGGACUGGAGAUGACUGCAGCGAGAACAUUGACGACUGUGCCAUCGCUGCCUGCUACACUGGGGCUACGUGUCACGAUCGUGUCGCCUCCUUCUACUGCGAGUGUCCCCACGGCAGGACAGGCCUGUUGUGUCAUCUGGACGAUGCCUGCAUCAGUAACCCCUGCCACGAGGAAGCCAACUGCAGCACCAACCCUGUCAAUGGGAAGGCCAUCUGCAUGUGCCCAGCAGGAUUCUCGGGGACCGCCUGCAAGCAGGAUGAUGACGAGUGCUCUCUAGGUUCUAACCCUUGCGAGCAUUCAGGGAAGUGCAUUAACACGCUGGGCUCCUUCAUGUGCCAGUGCCUGCCUGGGUAUCAUGGCCCUCGAUGUGAGCUGGACUUCAACGAGUGCAUGUCCAGUCCAUGCCAGAAUGAUGCAACUUGCCUUGACCUGAUUGGAAGAUUCCAGUGCAUUUGCAUGGCCGGUUACACGGGACUUUACUGUCAGAUUGAUACCGAUGAGUGUGCCAGUAAUCCAUGCUUAAACAAGGGCAAGUGUAUCGACAAAAUCAACGAGUUUGAGUGCGAAUGCCCUUCAGGAUUCAAUGGUAACUUGUGUCAGAUCGAUGUGGACGAGUGUGCCAGCACACCCUGCAAGAAUGCAGCCAGGUGUGUCGAUGGACCUAAUAAAUAUCACUGUGAAUGUUUGGAAGGUUUUACAGGCACACUUUGUGAGACUGACAUCAAUGAGUGUGAGCAGGAUCCCUGUCACUAUGGUACAUGCAAGGACGCCAUCGCAACCUUUAAUUGUGUGUGUUUCGCCGGCUACACAGGCCGAGUCUGUGACAUAAACAUCAACGAGUGCCAGAGCCAGCCCUGUCAGCAUGGUGGGACGUGUCAGGACAAGGUGGAUGGGUACACGUGCUCCUGCCUCAAGGGCACCUCAGGUGUAAACUGUGAAACGAACUUGGAUGAUUGUGCCAGUAACCCCUGCGAGUAUGGGAACUGCAUUGAUCAGAUCAACAGCUAUGACUGUGUCUGUGAGAUGGGCUACACUGGUCCCAUGUGUAACAUUAACAUCGAUGAGUGUGCAUCGAACCCUUGUCACAAUGGAGGAACGUGCAAGGAUGAUAUCAAUGGCUUUACGUGCAUCUGCCCAGAAGGUUAUCACGACUUAGUGUGUUUCUCUGAGGUCAAUGAGUGUAACAGCAACCCAUGCAUCCACGGGGAGUGCAGGGAUGACCUCAACGGGUACAGCUGUGAGUGCAUCCCCGGCUGGGCAGGCAUGAACUGUGACCUGAACGUCAACGAGUGCGAGUCUCUCCCCUGCGUCAACGGUGGCACGUGUCGGGACAUGAAUAAUGGCUACCUGUGUGACUGUCGGCCUGGCUUCAGGGGACCGAAUUGUCAGACAAACAUCAACGAGUGUGCAUCCAACCCAUGCCUGAAUCAGGGAAGCUGCAUUGAUGAUGUGGCUGGAUACAAGUGCAACUGCAUCUUGCCGUACACAGGAGUGAACUGUGAGGAUGUCCUGGCUCCAUGUGCCAGUGAGCCAUGUAAAAAUGGUGGCGUCUGCCAUGAGUCUGAAGAUUAUGAAAACUUCUCGUGUGGCUGUCCAGAGGGAUGGCAAGGCCAGACCUGUGAAAAGGAUGUGAAUGAAUGUGUGAAGAGCCCCUGUCAGAAUGGAGCCACUUGUCAGAACUCGAUGGGUGGAUUCAAGUGCAUUUGUCGCCAGGGCUACACUGGGAUCACCUGUGAAACUGAUGUAGACGACUGUCAGCCCAAUCCGUGCCACAAUGGAGGUUCCUGCUCCGAUGGUGUGAACAAUUUCCUGUGCAUCUGCCUCCCAGGAUUUGGAGGCCCCAAGUGUGAAGAGGACAUCAAUGAGUGCGCCAGUGACCCAUGUAAAAACAACGGCAACUGCACGGACUGCGUCAACAGCUACACCUGUACCUGCCCACUGGGCUUCAGCGGCAUGCACUGUGAGAAUAAUGCCCCUGACUGCACAGAGAGCUCCUGUUUUAACGGUGGGACUUGUGUCGAUGGAAUCAACACCUUCACGUGCCUCUGCCCGACUGGGUUCACAGGGAACUACUGCCAGCAUGACAUCAAUGAGUGCGACUCCAAGCCCUGUCUCCAUGGGGGCACCUGUCAGGAUAGCUACGGCACCUACAAGUGUACCUGCCCCCAGGGCUACACUGGACUCAACUGCCAGGACCUGGUGCGCUGGUGUGACUCAUCACCCUGCAAGAAUGGCGGCAAAUGCUGGCAGACUGGCACCACCUACCGGUGUGACUGCCAGAGCAGCUGGACAGGACUCUACUGCGAUGUGCCCAGUGUGUCCUGCGAAGUGGCUGCCAGGCAGCAAGGGGUGGAAUCGGGCCAUCUCUGUCGCAACAGCGGCCUCUGCAUCGAUGCCGGCAACACCCACCGCUGCCAAUGCCAGGCCGGUUACACGGGCAGCUACUGUGAGGAGCAGGUGGAUGAGUGUGCUCCCAACCCGUGCCAAAACGGAGCCACGUGCACUGACUACCUGGGUGGCUAUUCCUGCGAGUGUGUUGCUGGCUAUCACGGAAUCAACUGCUCGGAGGAGAUCAAUGAAUGCCUUUCACAUCCCUGCCAGAACGGUGGCACUUGCAUCGACCUCACCAACACUUUCAAGUGUUCCUGCCCUCGGGGUACACAAGGUGUGCACUGCGAGAUAAACCUGGACGACUGCAACCCCCCUGUGGACUCCCUCACCCAGGAGCCUCGGUGCUUUAACAAGGGCCGCUGCGUCGACCGUGUCGGGAGCUACAGCUGCAUCUGUCCAGCGGGCUUCGUGGGUGAGCACUGCGAGGGCGACGUCAACGAGUGCCUGUCCAACCCGUGCGACGCGCGUGGCACGCAGAACUGUGUGCAGCUGGUCAACGCCUUCCGCUGCGAGUGCAGACCCGGUUACACAGGCCUCCGGUGCGAGCGAGUGUUUGACGGCUGCAAAAGUCGGCCGUGCCGCAAUGGAGGGACCUGCGCCGUCGCUGGCAACAUCGCUCGCGGUUUCAUCUGCCGCUGCCCCCCGGGUUACGAGGGGGCCUCAUGCGAGAACCAGGCGAGCGUCUGCAGGAAUCAGCGGUGCCGGAACGGUGGGACAUGUGUGCUGAGCCCAGGGGGCUCCCCGCACUGCGCCUGUCCACCGGGGCGAGGGGGUCCCGACUGCCGACAGCCGGCCGACAGCCCCUGCGAGUCCAACCCGUGCUAUAAUGGUGGGACGUGCGAGCGGGCGCCCACUGAGCCCUUCUACCGCUGCCGUUGCCCCCCGCUCUUCAACGGGCUGCAGUGCUUCAUCCUGGACUACGAGUUCAGCGGCGGGCGCGGCCAGGACAUCACCCUGCCCCCCGUCGUGCGCAUGGGCUGCGAGAACCCUCAGUGCGCCAGCCUGGCCGCCAACCGCGUGUGCGAGGCUCGCUGCAACACCCACGCCUGCGACUGGGAUGGCGGCGACUGCUCGCUCAACUUCAACGACCCCUGGAAGAACUGCUCGCAGGCCCUGCAGUGCUGGCGCUACUUUGGAGACGGGAAAUGCGACGAGCACUGCAACAACGCAGGCUGCCUGUAUGACGGGUUCGACUGUCAGAGCGUGGAGUCGCAGUGCAACCCACUCUAUGACCAGUACUGUAAGGAUCACUAUGGCGACGGACACUGUGACCAGGGGUGCAAUAACAUCGAGUGUGAGUGGGACGGCCUGGACUGCGCCAAUGACAAGCCAGAGAAGCUGGCGGACGGGACCCUGGUGCUCAUCGUCUUGGUGCCCCCAGAGCAGCUGCGGAACGACUCCGUGAGCUUCCUCCGUGAGCUCAGCCGCGUCCUGCACACCAACGUCAAGUUCAAGAAGCACCCAGAGGGCAAUGAUAUGGUCUACCCCUACUUUGGGAACGAGGAAGAACUACACAAGCACCACGUGAAGAGAUCGGUGGAGGACAUCCGCAGCCAGGUCACUGGCGCCUUCAGGACCGUCAAGCGGUCCCUGUACACAAUGGUGAACCCCAGGAUCCGCAGGGAGCUGGAGGAGAAAGAGGUCAAAGGAUCAAUCGUUUUCUUGGAGAUUGACAACCGGCAAUGUUAUCAGACUUUCUCAGACUGCUUCACCAGUGCAACAGACGUGGCAGCAUUCCUGGGCGCCAUGGCCUCCCAGGGCAGCCUACAGCUCCCAUACAACAUAGAGGUCGUACAAAGUAAAGAUAAUGUGAGGACCCAUGACGUUAACCUCUACCCCAUGUACGUGGUCGUGUCUGUGCUCAUCUUCCUCGCCUUCAUUGGGAUGGGGGUGCUGGUAUCUCGCAAGAGACAUCGGGAGCAUGGGCAGCUCUGGUUCCCUGAAGGGUUCAAGGUCACCGAGUCUAGCAAGAAGAAACGGCGUGAACCAGUGGGCGAGGACUCUGUCGGGUUGAAGCCACUGAAGAAUGUUUCUGAUGGGGCUCUCAUGGAUGACAACCAGAACGAGCACUGGGGCGAUGACAGUGGAAUAGACACCAAGAGAUUUAAGUUUGAAGAACAGGCGAUCCUGGCAAACCGUGAGGACCACACCGACCACAGACAGUGGACCCAGCAGCACCUGGACGCUGCAGAUCUCCGACUCCCAACCAUGGCACCAACCCCUCCCCAGGGUGAAAUCGAGCCUGACUGUAUGGAUGUCAAUGUCAGGGGCCCAGAUGGCUUCACUCCCCUAAUGAUUGCCUCGUGCAGUGGGGGUGGCCUGGAAACAGGGAACAGCGAGGAGGAAGUGGACGACGCCCCGGGUAACCUCAUCUCCGAUUUCAUCUACCAGGGUGCAAACCUCCACAACCAGACGGACCGGACGGGCGAGACUGCCCUUCAUUUGGCUGCCCGCUACGCCCGGUCUGACGCUGCGAAGCGUCUCCUGGAAUCCAGCGCCGAUGCCAACAUUCAGGAUAACAUGGGCAGGACGCCGUUACAUGCUGCUGUGGCUGCGGAUGCCCAGGGAGUUUUCCAGAUCCUGAUCCGGAAUCGAGCGACGGACCUGGACGCACGAAUGCACGAUGGGACCACGCCUCUGAUCCUGGCAGCCCGCCUAGCCGUGGAGGGAAUGGUGGAGGAACUGGUCAAUUGCCAUGCCGACGUCAAUGCAGUGGAUGAUUUCGGGAAGUCAGCCCUACACUGGGCAGCUGCUGUCAACAAUGUGGAGGCCACAAUGGUCCUGCUGAAGAAUGGAGCCAACAAGGACAUGCAGGAUAACAAGGAGGAAACGCCACUUUUCCUGGCAGCUCGGGAAGGGAGCUACGAGACGGGCAAGCUCCUGCUUGAGCACUUUGCGAACCGUGAGAUCACUGACCACAUGGACCGGCUGCCCCGGGACAUUGCUCAGGACCGCAUGCACCACGACAUUGUGAGGCUGCUGGAUGAAUACAACCUGGUGAGGAGCCCCCAAGUGCAAAUAGGCAGCAACGCCACCAGCCUCUCCCCACCCAUCUGCUCGCCCAACGGUUACAUGGGCAAUGCCAAGCCAUCUGGUCACAGCAAGAAAUCUCGGAAGAGCAGCGCCAAGGGGGCCAAUGGCAAAGAGUCCAAAGAAGCCAAGGUAAAGAGGAAGAAGUCCCAGGAUGGGAAGGGCAGCCUGUUGGACAGUUCCUCGGUCCUGUCUCCUGUCGAUUCCAUGGAGUCCUCCCAUGCCUACCUGUCAGACGUGGCCUCCCCUCCUCUGUUGACGCCACCCUUCCAACAGUCGCCUUCCAUCCAGCUCAACCAUUUGCAAGGGUUGGCAGUGGACGGGCACCUCAACCUGGGCCACCUGGGCAUGGGUGGGAAUCAGGAGGCACUGGGAGGGACCAACAGGAUGGUCUUUGAAUCGGUGGCUCCUCGCCUCUCACAUCUGCCCAACUCCAAUGGGCAGACCAUCGGCAACACUUCGAUGACCAUGAACCUAGGAGGAGCUGGCGCCAUGAAUGGCCAGUGCGACUGGCUGACACAGAUGCAGACGGGAAUGGUCCAGAACCCUUACAACCCCAUGAGGAACCCCGUCCAGGCCCAUGCCAGGGGGCUGCAGCAGAGUCAGCAUGGAAUUAUCACCUCUCUGCACAAUGGGCUGCCCAACACCUCCUUGUCACAGAUUGUAAGUUACCAAGGCCUGACCAACACUACUGCCCUGUCGCAGUCUCAUCUGAUGCAGCAACCACCUCAGGGCGUCUCAGCACUCAACGCCAUGCCCAAUGGCAGCACUCACUCCAUGGGCCAAAGCUACUGUGGGGCUGAUCCAAGGCAGGCCGACUUGCCCCAGUUGGGAAGCAACAGCCUCCCAGUCCACGCGAUUUCAGCUCAGGAGACCCAGCUGCUCCAGACCUCGCUGCCAACCUCCAUGAGCCAGUCAAUGGCCACUACCCAGUUCUUGACUCCCCCCUCCCAGCAUGGCUACUCCUCCCCCAUGGACAACACACCCAACCACCAGCUGCAUCUGGCAGACCACCCUUUCCUGACCCCCUCGCCCGAGUCCCCCGACCAGUGGUCCAGCUCCUCACCCCAUUCCAACAUGUCUGACUGGUCGGAGGGCAUCUCCAGUCCCCCAACAAGCAUGCACUCCCAGAAGGGACUUCUCUCUGAUCAAGUCUUCAAGUGAAAACUUACCACCACCUCCCCCACAAACCCACGCUCACCUUCCCCUCCCCCCUCCCCCCCGGGGUUCAGGCAGGUCAGCCACACAGAGGGGGAAGCGGCCGAGGUGUGAUGCAACAGCGGGGAUUCAUCCGUUGGACUUUUAAUGAACUGUCAGUGGAGGGCGUAUUCAGCAUCUGGUUUUAAGCAGAUGAGCAAGGGAUGGAGUUUUGUUCUGUGUUUUCCUUUAAUUUAUUUAUGUACUUUACAUUUUUACUGUGUUUUUUUAUUUUAUUUAAUACAUUGAUUGUUCUUUUAUGUUUGAGAAAUUGGCCAUUUAUUUUAUGGAUGCUAAUUCUCCAUCUCAGACCCUGACUGAUGGUUAGAGACUGUGUUGCUUUUAUAGAAACCUGACACUUUUUAAAACAGAAAGAAUAGAUAGCUGGUUUUUGUGUCGAUGGAUUUUUAGCCAAUUGAUCUGUUGCUAAUGAUAAAUGUAUAAAAAUAGUCUGACUUAUAUUUAUAUAUGAGUUCUGAAUCUUUGAAGAAAAUAGUAAAAAUAAACCUGCGUACACUCUGUGUAUGUACAUUGUCCCCCCCACAGACACCAAUGGACGUACUCACAUUGACCAAUGCUGGUGCCUUGGGCAUGUACACAGCAGUUCACUCAUGCUGGCAAAUUCAACUUAGUUCCCUCAGUGGCACACAAUGUCUUUUUCACAGCCUCUCACACACACUCACAUUCACAGCCUCUCACACACACACUCACAUUCACAGCAUCUCACACACACACUCACAUUCACAGCCUCUCACACGCACUCUCACAUUCACAGCCUCUCUCACACGCGCACACACACACUCACAUUCACAGCCUCUCACACACUCUCACAUUCACAGCCUAUCACACAUGCACACACACACAUUCACAGCCUCACACGCACACACUGUCACAUUCACAGCCUCUCACACACACUCUCACAUUCACAGCCUCUCUCACGCGCACACACACACAUUCACAGCCUCUCACACGCGCACACACACUCACAUUCACAGCCUCUCACACACACAUUCACAUUCACCGCCUCUCUCACACGCACACUCUCACAUUCACAGCCUCUCUCACGCGCGCGCACACACACACACACACACACAUUCACAGCUGCUGAUUCCUUGCCUGCACACCCUCAAACUGCCUCCCUCACACCCACUAGCCCUAUGGCUUCUGCACACACAUUCUUGCACACUCGCUUUCACACUGCUGUGCAUUCACAUCCACACCCAGAUGUGUGGUGAGGGGACUGAGCCCCUGCUUGGGCAUCUGAUGAGGUGAAUUCCAGAAGUUGUCACUUGUGGCAGACAGCACAUCUUGAACAAAUUACAGCAUUGUUUGCGUGUUUAGUUUUCAGUAUUAUCAAGGGGCCGCCGUGUUAAUGUUUUCUGAGGACUCUCAACUCAUUACUUGUCAUCUCGCUUCUGAGAUCGAAUCCAGGAAAUUGAACACUUGUGGUCAACAAGUGACUGGGAGGGAUGAUUUCAGUUUUUGUUCUCUGUAAUCAUAUUGUGCAGAAGUUUGUCUUUCUGAUUUAUUUCAAUAAUGACACUAUGUUUAAAAUUAAAUGGCAUUUAAAUUAUUCUGGACAGGCGGGGUAGCAAGGAAAGUCAGAAAGUUAACGGUUCGAGGUGCUGUGAACUAGCGGGCGAGUUCUGCACCCACUUUUAUUCUUUCCCUACCACCCCCUUCACCCUGCUGGGUUCCCCUCUCCCCUUCCUCAGCCGCCUCUCCCUCUCGACAUGGUAGGUGUUUGAUUUCACACUGUGAUGCACCACGACUGACUGCAUUGGCAGUAUUUAUCAUGUCAGGAUGUUUUAAACAGGACAGGGUGAGCGAGGGGGCAGCUGCCAAGAGCAGGUGGGAAACUCUCCUGGUCCCAGAGAGGGAGGGAGCCCACAAUCCACGUGAGCACCUUCCCACUUGGUCUGUAAAAAUGUCACAGGAAAGAGGAGGUUCCGAGAGUCACCUCCCCCCACAUUAGACACGUGGGGAUUACCUUUAAAAGGAGAUUGUGUAAAAGGAUUAUUCCGCUGUUCAAGUGAAAGUACCAUUUCUGUAAACAUUGUAAAUAAACAGUGUUUAAUAAAAGAUUUUGUUUCAGAAAUCUGUAUGAUGUAAGUGAGACAUUAAACGUGUCCUGGCCAUGUGAUGCAGUGUUUUAUAGCCUUCAAGCUAUCCAUGUAAAACCCUCUGGUGAUUAUAACAUAACAGCCAGCUAGAGGGCCCUAGUUUGAAAAUAUGGUGUAUUUUCUGUUAACUGCUUUUUGUAAACUGUACUUGUAACAAUAAAACUGUGCCAAGGGCAUCUAGAACUGA
Molecule: messenger RNA, 10299 nt
Organism: Pristis pectinata (smalltooth sawfish)
Lineage: Eukaryota; Metazoa; Chordata; Chondrichthyes; Rhinopristiformes; Pristidae
Product: neurogenic locus notch homolog protein 1-like
Exons: 34
Coding region: 400-7956 (2518 amino acids)
Biological process (GO): heterophilic cell-cell adhesion; cell differentiation; regulation of DNA-templated transcription
Cellular component (GO): protein-containing complex; plasma membrane
Molecular function (GO): protein binding; calcium ion binding; signaling receptor activity
Source: RefSeq, a predicted model, not a curated record